CUCAAGUAUUUCAACAUUAGCCACAAACCCUAGGAAAAAGAGGGACAGCUCUAAAAAUAAAUAGAGAAAACCAUAGAGAAAGCAUAGAUAUCAACGACGGCUCCACAAGAAACCCUAGAAAACAGGAACACACAGAGAAAGACAGAGAGAAAAAAAAGAGAGGGAGAGAAGAUGGGAUCAGAUGGUGUGACGCCUCCGCUUCUGAUAACAGAGCCAAACACGACGAUGAUGCGUGUUAAGGGAGAACUGAAGAAACAGCUAUGGCUUUCUGCUCCUCUCAUUGGUGUCAGCCUCCUUCAAUACUCUCUCCAAGUCAUCUCCGUCAUGUUCGUUGGCCAUCUCGGCUCUCUUCCCCUCUCCGCCGCCUCCAUCGCCACAUCCUUUGCCUCCGUCACCGGUUUCACAUUCCUCUUGGGAACAGCUAGUGCUUUGGAGACACUAUGUGGCCAAGCGUACGGAGCAAAACUGUACGGGAAGCUAGGCAUUCAGAUGCAAAGAGCAAUGUUUGUUCUUCUACUACUCUCUAUUCCUCUCUCGGUCAUUUGGUUUAACACGGAACGUAUACUCGUGCUUGUUCACCAAAACAAAGACAUUUCAAGUGUUGCUGGCUCGUACGCGAGGUACAUGAUCCCGAGUCUCUUUGCGUACGGACUUCUUCAGUGUAUCAACAGGUUCUUGCAAGCGCAGAACAACGUGUUCCCUGUGUUUGUCUGCUCUGGGAUCACCACUGGUCUUCACUUGCUGCUUUGUUGGUUGUUUGUCUUGAAGACGAGUUUGGGAUACAGAGGAGCUGCUCUCGCGAUUUCCAUCUCUUACUGGUUUAAUGUCAUUCUCUUAUCUUGCUACGUCAAGUUCUCGGCUUCUUGCUCGCAUAGCUGGACAGGGUUUUCAAAAGAGGCUUUUCAUGAGAUUUAUGACUUUUCUAAGAUUGCUUUUCCUUCAGCAGUUAUGGUCUGUUUGGAGCUAUGGUCCUUUGAGCUUUUGGUUCUAGCUUCAGGGCUUCUUCCUAACCCGGUUUUAGAAACUUCUGUUCUUUCAAUCUGUUUAAACACUUCACUAACAAUUUGGCAAGUCUCAGUUGGUCUUGGCGGUGCUGCAAGUAUAAGAGUCUCGAACGAGUUAGGAGCAGGGAACCCACAAGUGGCAAAGCUGGCUGUAUACGUCAUUGUAGGUAUAGCAGUCGCCGAGGGUAUAGUGGUCGUGACUGUUUUGCUGUCGGUUCGGAAGGUUCUAGGUCGAGCUUUUAGCAGUGACCCGAAAAUCAUUGCAUAUGCCGCAUCCAUGAUACCCAUUGUGGCCUGUGGAAACUUCCUAGAUGGUCUCCAAUGCGUUCUCUCAGGGGUUGCCAGAGGAUGUGGAUGGCAGAAAAUUGGAGCGUGCAUAAAUCUUGGAUCGUAUUAUCUUGUUGGAGUUCCGUUAGGUUUAGUGCUUGGUUUCCAUUUCCACAUCGGUGGUCGGGGGCUUUGGCUUGGAAUUGUAACGGCACUAGCUGUUCAAGUGUUGGGUCUUUCCUUGGUCACUAUAUUCACAAACUGGGAUAAAGAGGCAAAGAAAGCUACAAACAGAGUUGGAGACAAAGAUGAUACAAUUCCAAGAUGAGGAAAAGCAUUGGAUUUGCAAACGUUAAGGAAUAAUGAGUAUGUUGAUUCUUCUUAGAAUUCAUUCUGAGACAUUAGUCCAUAUAUGCUAUUAUCUUUCACUUGUGAUUUGUGAACUUGUGCCUUGUGGUAUGCCACUCGCGUCGUUGCUUGUGCUAGCGGCGUCCUUUUGGCGUCAGUUAGAAAAAAAUUGGAAUAUGGGUAGUUGUGAAUGAGGGCCUGGCUCUCGGUAAA
Brassica oleracea var. oleracea is the source of this 1832-nucleotide messenger RNA. Its product is annotated as MATE efflux family protein 5. The transcript has 9 exons. Gene Ontology annotation, molecular function: antiporter activity; xenobiotic transmembrane transporter activity. Gene Ontology annotation, cellular component: membrane. The coding region runs from base 172 to 1599 and encodes 475 amino acids. The record is from RefSeq and is a predicted model, not a curated record. NCBI's taxonomy places the organism in Eukaryota, Viridiplantae, Streptophyta, Magnoliopsida, Brassicales, Brassicaceae. Gene Ontology annotation, biological process: xenobiotic detoxification by transmembrane export across the plasma membrane.